AGAUGCUUGACAGAGUUUCCCCCUUUAAGCACGUUUUCAGCCUCUGUGAUGCUCUGUGGAUAUCGGUGCGCGGGGAGCCCCCUGUGCGUUUGAGGCUGCUCAGAUUGGCACCCACUGUUCACACCCUCACUAUACAAUCGACGCAGCGUCACUGCAAGUCCAAACCGACUUGACUUCAUUCCUCAAGCCACAUCAUUACAGCUCCUUUGUGUGACCCGACGCAGUCCAUCGCCUCUGCACUGCGUUUCCAAUUUGGAUCGGUAGCUUUACGCAUCCAGGACGCACUUCUGCUGCUUCCAGUCCAGAGGACCCGGAGGAUGGUGCUGUGGCGACGCAGACAUCAGAGGACAAGGCUUAAUUUCCGCGGACUUUAGAUGAAAAAAGUUUGGUCCUUUUAUUAAGAGUUUUCAACCAACGCGCAUCGGAGGAACAGUAACCAAAGAGUGUAAUUUAGAGAUCGGCAAUCUUCACUUGAACUCCAGCGCAACCAUGAGGGACAGACUAAAUCACCUGCAACUAGUGUCCAAUGUCAACAUUGAGCCAAUGGAAUAUGAGGAGUCCACUACGUCUGACUCCUUCAGUAACAUCGACCUGGAGGAGGAAUUGCCUCAUGAGGCAGUCAUUUUUGACAGUAGCCCUGCAUUGUCUGAGAUCUUUUCCCAAUCACAAGACAUUCACAGAGAGAUCCAGCUCAUCCGCCUGGAGGUGAAAAGGCUUCGAGAGCAGAACUCUCGCAUGUUCCAAGGCGUCACCACCCUCAGUACAAUCAAAAGAGACACUAAUGCUAUCGGUGCUGACAUAAAGAAAAGGGCAGAAGGUGUGCUAGCCCGCCUGCACGACAUGGAUGGGACAGCCCAUAAGCUGAAAGAAUCUUAUGGCCCUAAUUCUGCCGUCACGCGCAUCGCCAGAACCCAGUAUGCUUGCCUCAGUAAUGGUUUUCGUGACGUCAUGUUUGACUACAACGAGGCUGAGAUGAGCCAUCGUGAGACCUGCAAGACACAGAUCCAGAGGCAAAUGGAGAUAGUGGGGCGUGAGGUGACGGGGGAAGACUUGGAGGAGAUGAUUGAGAAGGGCCAGUGGAACAUCUUCACUGACAAUGUAGUGACAGAAGGUAAAACCGCUCGAUCAGCUCUGUCCCAGAUCGAGAAGCGUCACCAGGAGCUGAUGGAUCUGGAGAAUCGUAUCAAAGGUAUCCAUGAAAUCUUCCUGGACAUCGCUCUGCUCGUGGAGGAACAGGGUCCCAUGCUCGACACCAUCCAGACCAACGUUCAAAAAACAGACGCAGGAUUGCAGGAUGCCCUCGUCAAACUUCGCACCGCCAAACGUCACGACAGAGACAACCCUUUCAAAAAGAUGUUCUGCAGCUGCUUUCCAUGUUACAAAUAAAGACAAUCAAAAAAAAAACAUGGUUGGAGGGAUGUCACAACAAAAAACAAACAUUUUCUCUCUGACAUUAGAAAAUUAUGGUUACUGAAUGAAAACGGGCUGGUUAGAAUGGGACAAAAAGUUUUGCUAGCAUAGGAAAAAAAAACUGUACUUUAAUUAAAUUAUUGUUUGUUAGAAGGUUUUCAGACUAACUCAUAUCACAACAAAUUCCCCAAUGACUGAGACUUUUUUUAGUUUUGUGACCUCGGAGAUUUUAGAGGAUAAGAAAGUGUUUUAAACCCUGGAAAAAUUGUGUUGCACUGUGUUGCCCUGAGCAGAAAAAUGCCAAAAAAAAGCCUUUUCAAAUACUACUUUUGAAACAACUUUGUCCUUUUGCACUGGUAAAAUGAAAAGCUAAUCAAAGGAUGAGUACCAUUUACAUGGAUUCUUAAAGUGUUUUCUGUAUUUAAUAAAGGAAUUUGUUGGUUAGGAUAAAAAAUAUCCCUUCAUGUUUCUUUCUCAGAGUGGUCCUUGUCUUGUGAGGGGAACAGCAACAAAACCUUAAAUUGAGCAUUGAGAUUUUGUGCUUCAAACACCAUUUCUGUAAAUAAUUUCCGAUGAUGGUACAAUGACUGUCUGUCUACGUGUAUUUAACGCAAAACAAUAAAGAAGACACUUGAAA
Messenger RNA from Oryzias latipes (Japanese medaka), 2047 nucleotides. It is a transcript of the gene stx11b.1, whose product is annotated as syntaxin 11b, tandem duplicate 1. NCBI's taxonomy places the organism in Eukaryota, Metazoa, Chordata, Actinopteri, Beloniformes, Adrianichthyidae. Gene Ontology annotation, biological process: exocytosis; intracellular protein transport; synaptic vesicle fusion to presynaptic active zone membrane. Gene Ontology annotation, molecular function: SNAP receptor activity; SNARE binding. Gene Ontology annotation, cellular component: endomembrane system; synaptic vesicle; presynaptic active zone membrane. The record is from RefSeq and is a predicted model, not a curated record.